Molecule: messenger RNA, 2426 nt
Organism: Cucurbita moschata (crookneck pumpkin)
Lineage: Eukaryota; Viridiplantae; Streptophyta; Magnoliopsida; Cucurbitales; Cucurbitaceae
Exons: 1
Coding region: 138-1880 (580 amino acids)
Molecular function (GO): protein binding
Source: RefSeq, a predicted model, not a curated record
CACAGACUCUGGAAUCUUGAUAACUCGCUCUAUAUCACGGACCUUCCGUUUUGCUUUCAGACCAGUGAUUCUUCGCCGGAGAUUUUACCGUCAACUCGCCGGAAAAUGAUUUUAAUCCGUUUCCAGUGACAAGUAAAAUGAGAGAAGAACGGGGUCCGAGACCUGUAGAAACGGGCCCGACGAAGUCGCCGGAUUUCUCACUCGACAAGCCCACACUCCGGCAAGUAAUUCUCCUAAUUUCUUCUUUGAUAUCUCUUUCUCAUUCCGUUAAAGUAUUUGCUUCCAAAUGGAAAUUAAUCCGCGACAAGCUUGAAGAAUUGAAUUCCGGCUUAAUCGCGGCUGAUAACUGUGAUUCCGAUGAAAAUCCCGCAAUCUCUGACCUAAUUCGUAAGGUGAUUGAGACAGCUACUGAAUGCCGCGAUCUCGCUUGCCGCUGUGUUGAUCUUUCUUUCAGUGGGAAGCUUUUGAUGCAAAGUGAUUUGGAUGUUAUCUGUGCGAAAUUUGACCGCCAUGCGAAGAAGCUUUCGGACAUUUAUACAGCAGGCAUUUUGUCGCAAGGGUUCGCCAUCGUCGUUUCUAGGCCUGGUCUUGGAGCUUGUAAGGAUGAUAUGAGAUUUUAUGUGAGGGAUAUUGUAACGAGAAUGAAGAUUGGUUGUUCAGAUCUGAAGAGGCAAGCCCUCGUUAAUCUUCUCGCUGCUGUAACUGAAGACGAAAAGUAUGUGAAACUAAUAAUAGAAAUCGGCGAGAUAGUGAAUCUCCUUGUUAAUUUUCUUGGCUCUCCCGAGACAGAACUCCAAGAAGCGGCUUUGAAAGUUCUUCAUAAAAUCUCUGGGUUUGAUUCUUAUAAACCAGUUCUAGUUGGAAAUGGGGUAAUUGCGCCAUUGAUUCGGGUCUUGGAAAGUGGGAGCGAGGAGGGGAAGAACAUAGCCACAAGGUGUUUGAUGAAAUUCACGGAGAAUUCUGGAAAUGCUUGGUCUGUAUCUGCUCAUGGCGGAGUAACAGCUCUGUUAAAAAUCUGUUCCAAUGCUGAUUCCAAAGCAGAAUUGAUCAGCCCUGCUUGUGGGGUGCUCAGCAAUCUCGUUGGUGUUGAAGAGAUCAAGAGAUUUAUGAUUGAAGAAGGUGCAAUUUCAACGUUUAUUAGGCUCGCUCGAUCUAAAGAUGAAGCUGUGCAGAUAAACUCUAUUGUUUUUCUCCAAAAUAUAGCUUAUGGGGAUGAAUCAGUCAACAAAUUCCUGGUUAAAGACGGUGGAAUUCGGGCCUUAGUUCGCGUUUUGGAUCCAAAAUCUUCGUCCUCAACCAAAACUCUAGAGGUAGCGAUGCGAGCAAUUGAAAACCUCUGUUUCUCAUCAAUUAGUUAUGUAAAUAUUUUGAUGAACUACGGGUUCAUGGAUAAUCUUCUUUAUUUCUUACGAAAUGGGGAAGUUUCUCUUCAAGAAGUUGCUCUGAAAGUUGCAGCUAGGCUAUGUGGGACAUCAGACGAAGUCAAGAAAGCAAUGGGGGAUGGAGGUUUCAUGCCAGAAUUCGUCAAGUUUCUUGGUGCAAAAUCAUUUGAAGUUCGAGAAAUGGCAGCCGAGGCACUCUCAGAAUUGGUCAUGAUCCCCAAAAACAGGAAGAGAUUUUCUCAGGACAAUCGAAACGUAGAGAUGCUUCUGCAAAUGCUGGACACAGAGGAGGGAAAUUCAGGUAACAAAAGGUUCCUCUUUUCCAUAUUAAACUCAUUAACAGGAAGCAGUAGUGGUAGAAGGAAGAUUGUGAAUUCUGGGUAUAUGAAAAACAUUGAGAAACUUGCAGAAGCUGAAGUUUACGACGCUAAGAAGCUCGUCAGAAAAUUGUCCACAAACAAAUUCCGUAGUAUGUUGAAUGGAAUCUGGCAUUCUUGAAUGUAAUAUCCUCCUCCUCUUCUUCUUCUUCUUACAUGAUUUUGUUUAUUCAAUCCAUACCUGAUUUGAUUCCCAAAAACUUUCGUCUCUGAUCUUUCCCAGUUCAUUCAAAAACUUACCUUUCAAGAAACAGCUUCAUAAGAGUGUGAUUAGAAAGCUCUAAUUUAAUCAUCUCCAACCACCCACAUAAACUUUUGUAUUAUAGCCCUGAGAUUGAGAGAGAAUACAUUAAAUCAGUGUAAUUGAUGAUGGGUGAGAGGCACAUGGGGGAGAAGAAAAGACACUGAAAACAACAGCGGAGUAUGAGCAGUUUUAAUCAAGCUUCUGCCCAUAUCUGCCAUUUUCGGACAUCGGCACUGAGAAGACAGUGAUGGAUGAAGUGAAGAUGCAGUGAAUCUAUUGUAUUUUCCCUUUCUAUAUCCCGUUUGUUGUGGCAGGCAAACCCAGUUUCUUGAUAUCAAUAAAACAUUGAUGUAAACACCAAAUGAAUGAUUGUUCAUAAUCUUGAACAAGGUUUAAGCUCGCAAUGAAUGUAAGCACUUGUUA